AUGUCUUUUGACAACGGCAACAACAGAGACAAAGCAGCUGACCUGACACCAGAGAAAGAGCAAAACCAAGAUGUUGUCAUCAAGACCGGGUGGGACUCGACCAUCGAUCAGAAUGUCGCAACGUGCAUCGCAUUCGAACGGUCCAAUACGGUGGUGAUGGCGUCGAUAACGGAGCAUCGGUGCAUCUAA
Peronospora matthiolae is the source of this 189-nucleotide messenger RNA. The record is from the annotation of a GenBank genome assembly. NCBI's taxonomy places the organism in Eukaryota, Oomycota, Peronosporomycetes, Peronosporales, Peronosporaceae.